GUGAUGGAUCCAACCUCUCCCCACCUUCCUCCAACCCUGGUGUCCUCCCUGGGCCACCCUCCACCCCUGUGGUCACCAACGUCACCAAGAACAGCAUCACCUUGAGCUGGAAAAGGCCAGAGGACAUCGGUGCCACCGAUGUCACCUCCUACGUAGUGGAGGCUUUCAGCCAGGCGGUGGGUGGCCCAUGGCAGACGGUGGCGACUGACGUGAAAGGUGAGACCCACACGGUGGGUGGCCUCGUCCCCGACACCGUCUACAUCUUCUUGGUGCGGGCGGCCAACGCCUAUGGGCUCAGCGACCCCAGCGGCAUCUCGGAGCCCGUGCGCACCCAAGAUACCAGCCCCACCCAGCAAGACCUGGACCCCAAGCAGAUCCAACGGGAGCUGGCUCAAGUCACCGUGCACCUACAGGAACCCGUGGUGCUCCCGUUGGGCGCCGUCCGCCUCUCCUGGACCGUGGAGCACCCAGCACCCUUCCUUCAGGGUUACCGGGUGCUGUACCGGCGGCGUGGUGGGCGCUGGGAGGAGACACGGGUGAUGCGGGCACCCGGAGAACGAGGAGCUCUCCUCACCGACCUGCUCCGUGGUCAAGACUAUGAGGUCAAGGUCCAACCCUUCUUCCAUCAUCUCCAUGGUCCCGACAGCGCCGUACGCACCAUCCGCAUGCCCGAGGCGGCCCCCAGUGCUCCACCACGAGCCGUCAGCGUGGCCGGUAACGGCACCAGUGUCCUAAUCUCAUGGCAGCCACCGCCCCCGUCUGAGCAGAACGGUGUCAUCCGUGAUUACCGUAUCUGGUGUUUGGGCAACGAGAGCCGAUUCCACAUCAACCAGAGUGUUGAGGGGACGGUGCUGGCCACGGUUCUACGAGGACUUGUCCCCGGUGUCCCUUAUCACGCUGAAGUCGCCGCUGCCACCAGCGCCGGCGUGGGCACCCGCAGUGCCCCCGUCCCCAUCCGCGUCGCUCUCCCGGUGGAGCGGGACGUGGGGUCGGCGCGUGGGAGCAACAUGGCUGAACGUUUUGCCGAGGUGGCCAAGCAGCCGGCCUUCAUCGCCGGCGUUGGUGGAGCUUGUUGGGUCAUCCUCGCCGCCUUCGCCGCUUGGCUCUACGGUCGCCGCCGGAGGAAGAAAGAGUUGAGUCACUUCACCGCCUCCUUCGCCUACACACCCACUGGUAAGUCCAUCUGCGCUGCGGGGACUCGGGCAGCCACCAGUGGUGGUUACCCGUGGUUGGCGGACACGUGGCGUGGUGGUGGCACAACCACCGGUUGCUUGGGGACUGCUGAGAGAUACUACAACGACGCCGGGAUCACCCGUUACAUCGCCCAGACGGAGCAAUUUGGGGCGGGGGCCGGUGAGGGGCCGGUUUACAGCACCAUCGAGGUGGACGGCGAGGAGCUCCACACCUUUCCCCGUCCCUUCUCGCAGCAUGGGACCCCCUACACCCCUGGAUGUCCCCAACAGAUGGAUGUCCCACCUCCUCAGGCACCCUGUGGCCGUGCUGAGCAUGGUAGGAUGGUGGGAUGGGUGGAGGACACACCUAUGGGUGCUGGUGGUGUGGUUCUCUCCUCACAGCCUGCUCUGACCUCCUUCCACGCCGUAGGGGCCAAGGGGAAGAAGUUGGGGCAAGUGGUGAAACCACCAGUGGUGAGUUGGAUGGAGCUGCUGCCUCCACCACCCUCGGCCAGUGAGCUCAGCCGCUGUGCCCAGGAGGAGGAAGAGGAGCAGGAGGAGGAGAUGGAGGAGUGGUACCCCGGUGAAGAUGUCCCCUGUGCCACCGCUGCGUCCUCGCCUGCUGCCUCCUCUGGUUGCCGGUCCACCGCCACGCUGACGCCAUCACCUCAUGCCACCGAGGACAUCCCUCGCCUCCGGGACUUUGAUAGCCCCCGUCUGCUCCG
Messenger RNA from Antrostomus carolinensis (chuck-will's-widow), 1897 nucleotides. RefSeq names its product roundabout homolog 3-like. The annotation marks the transcript as partial. NCBI's taxonomy places the organism in Eukaryota, Metazoa, Chordata, Aves, Caprimulgiformes, Caprimulgidae. Gene Ontology annotation, molecular function: protein binding. The transcript is spliced from 11 exons. The record is from RefSeq and is a predicted model, not a curated record.